UCCCCUACCAUCUGCAGUUUUCCCGCGGAUUUCGUUCGACACACAGGCUGGACAGUGAGGUGCAGUCGUGCAAGAUAAUUUUGUUAGUGUUAUUAGUUCUAAAGAGUGUUGAUAAUUAAAAGAUAAUCGUAGAAAACUCAUUUAGCGAUAUAAAGAGCUCACAGAAGAACUUUAACCGGUGAACGUCAUCAGGACAUGGGAUCUUUGCAUCAUCACAAGACUCGUACUCCAAAGUGAUUUUGUUACUUUCUUUGUCAAGUCCUAAUCUCCACUGAGGAAGAUAAGGUAUAGGCAAUUAUGGAUAGCUCAGAGCAAAGUGAGUGUAAAGUCAAAGUGGACUUACAUUUAAAUGCCACUAAAAAUAUAGAAGCAGAAAAGAAGAAUAAAAAGAGAAAAUUACGUGAUUCUCCUGUGCCAAGAGUAGCAAAACAAGCUAAAGUUGAUAAAACUGCCAAUUCAGCAAGAAAGAAAAUUGAUUAUGACGACAUCGUAGUACUUAGUGAAAGCGAUGAAGUUGAUAGUGAUAAAAAUUCUAAGCAAAAAAAUAAGGGUAGAACACCUCAAACUCCUAAAACACCUAAAACACCUAAAACACCUAAAACAGUAGAUGCUCGAGCUAAAAAAACUCCUGGACAAGGAGCAGUUAAAUCAAAAAAAGUAGCAACUCCAAUUCAAGCAAAUGCCAUAACCAAAUUUUUUCAGAAAAAGUCUAAUUCUGAUGGAGAGAAAGAAUCUAAUACAUGCAAAUCUGUCAAUAACUCCAAGGAGUCAUCUCAAAAUAAUUCAAAAGAUGAUCCAAAAAAAGAGCCUGUUUCAAACAAUAGCAAUAAAUCUAAGAUUGAAGAAAUUGAAGUAAUGGAUAUAUCAGAUGACAAUGAUAAUGUAAAAGAUACUAAAGUUGAUUCACCAAAAUCAAUUAACAAGAAGAACUCUUCAGGUUCAAAUGAUGGUGAACUAUUACUCAGCUCAGAUGAUGAUGGUAAUAGUAAAGAUAUUGAUGAUUACGGCUCAUCGGAUACAGAUCAUAAAAGAACAGAACAUGAAGAUACUGAUAAUGAUGUAGAAAAAAAGCAAUGCUUAACGCCUUCUAGUAGAUCAAUGCAACCUAUAUUAAAUAUAGAAAAAUUAACUCCCAAACAAAUAGCUAAAAAAAAAGAAAUGGAAAAAAAACGUUCUGCAAGAGAACGACAAAAACUUGAAAAAGAAAAAAAGCUACUGGAAGAAAAAGAAAUGAAAAAAAAGGAAAAAGAGCAACAAAAAAAAGAGCGAGAAGAAAAAGAAAAAGCUUUAAAGGAACAAAAGAAAAAAGAAAAAGAAAUGAAAGAGAUAAAAAAACAGGCAGAACUUGAGUAUGAAAUAUCCAAAGAGGAUGAAAAACGUCGGAAAGAAGAAGAGCGUCGAAAAAAAGAAGAAGCAAAAGAAGAAGAGAGAAAGCGAAAGGAAGAAGAAAAACUGGAAGCAGAACGAAAAAAACAAAAAUUGGCUUCAAAUUUCGUCAGUUUUUUCAAAAAAACUGCAGAAACUAAACCUGUUCAAGAAGAAAAAAAAGUCGAAAAUAAAUAUUUUAUGCCCUUUGAAGUUAAAGCUGAUAUGCGUAUAGCACCAUGUGUUAGACGAAGUCUCGAGGAGAAACAAAAGUUAAAACUCGAUGAGUGCAUUAAAAACGAAUAUAAAGGUAAAUCAAAAUCAUACUUGGAUGACAUAAGUGAAAAGGAUUUCAAACCCAGAAAGUUUGGAAGAACUUGGCCAUCUGAAGCAAACGAUGAUGUUGUUGUCAUAGAGGAAGAUGAAGAAAGCAAGACUGUUGUGCGAGCAACUAAAAUCGAGCGGCAUCGGGCAAAGCUAUUUUUGUUUCAAGAAAACCAACGACCACCUUAUUGGGGUACAUGGAGGAAACAGAGCAAAUUCGUCAAACCACGAAGACCUUUUGCAAAAGAUAGCGAUACGUUCGAUUAUGAGGUCGACUCUGACGACGAGUGGGAAGAAGAGGAACCUGGAGAAUCGCUUCAUGGCUCUGAUGACGAAAAGGAUAAAGAAGAAGACGCUGAAGAUGAUUAUGAAGUCGAUAAUGAAUUCUUCGUUCCUCACGGAUACUUAUCGGACGAAGAAAUAAACGCCGAUGAAGAAGAAGAAGACGAAGAUUUUGAAAAUCCGGAGAAGCAAGAAGCCAAGUUGAAAGUACUUGGAGAACAGUUUGAAGCUGAAAGAAAAGAAAAAGCUGUGAAAAAUUUGAAACCCAAAGUCAUAGGUUGUAUUUGGCUUAACGCUAACGGAGAAUGCCCAGAAAACACUCGUCCUCUUCAUGUGCAAUUCCUAAAGACUCAUCAAGCAUGGACGCGUGAAAGGCCUAUUAUUCUCACUCCACCGGCAGAAUCUGGCAAUUCAAACGAGGCCUGUACCACACCAUCGAAUAAGCACGCAAGUGCCCGCAAAGCUAAAGCUUUUGAGGAAGCCAUGCCAGAUCUCAUCCGAUUGCUCCAUGGCAACAGACAUAGUCGCGUUUUCCUGGUCAAGGAGUUCAUCGAAUUUUGGACCAAAAAGAAGGGGAUGGAAGAGAAACUCAUACCUAAGGCGAGACUGCAUACGAAAAUUUCCGAGAUAGCCACGUGGGGCAAUUGUCAAGAAGCUGGACCUCUCAAGGACAAGCUUUGUUGGUUUGUGUCUGAAGAAAUUAGAAAAAAAUAUUUUCCAGAAGAAAAGUUGUCAUUGCCGAAUCGGUGGCAGUAUUUGUUAACACCAAAAAAAAAGAAUCUCGAUCUUGAAGAAGAAGAAAAUAACGAAGACAAAGAAAAAGAAAAAGAAAAUGAAUCAGAGAAAAAAAGAGAGCCAGAGAAAAAAGGAAUUUGUCUGAUAACAAAAUUUACCAAGACAAUGACGACUGAAGAAAAACAGAAAGAAUUGACUGAAAAACCCGUAACUUCUGAAUUGUUAAUCAAAAAACCCGGUGCUACGGCUAUACCAUCAAUCAAAACAGGAGCUACGAAAGCUCCAAAACGAGCAACGUUAAUAUCUGUACCACUUGGACAACCGUUGCCUCCAAAAGUUCCAAAAAUUAGUUUAUCUAAUGAAGGAGCUCCAAAAAAAGAUCCCCCAAAACAAAAAAGGAAUGAUGCUGAUAAAGAUGAUGGAUGCGUACCCGUAUCGACUAAUGAAAUCGAUACAAAUGCAGAAAGUGAUGAAAAUUCAGUCAGUUUAGGGAGUGCAGACUCAGAAAGUUUAACGAGCGAAGAAAAUUCAGCAAUAAAUGAAGAAGAGCCAGAAGUUAUAAGCAUUGAUGACUAAUUAUUAUUAUUGAAUAAUGAUAAUUGGUCAUACGUAGUAUUAUUUUUUAUAAAAAUUUGCAACUAAACUU
Messenger RNA from Trichogramma pretiosum, 3352 nucleotides. Its product is annotated as chromatin assembly factor 1 subunit A-like. Gene Ontology annotation, biological process: nucleosome assembly. The record is from RefSeq and is a predicted model, not a curated record. The coding region runs from base 298 to 3282 and encodes 994 amino acids. Gene Ontology annotation, cellular component: CAF-1 complex; nucleus. NCBI's taxonomy places the organism in Eukaryota, Metazoa, Arthropoda, Insecta, Hymenoptera, Trichogrammatidae. The transcript is spliced from 10 exons.